Molecule: messenger RNA, 2468 nt
Organism: Trifolium pratense (red clover)
Lineage: Eukaryota; Viridiplantae; Streptophyta; Magnoliopsida; Fabales; Fabaceae
Product: exocyst complex component EXO70I
Exons: 2
Coding region: 166-2283 (705 amino acids)
Biological process (GO): exocytosis
Cellular component (GO): exocyst
Molecular function (GO): phosphatidylinositol-4,5-bisphosphate binding
Source: RefSeq, a predicted model, not a curated record
AUUUCACAACUAUAUGCCAUUUGUAUCCUUAAUCACAUCGACCUAUGUCUUCUUCUGCCUCCAACAAUUCCUUCUCUCUUUGUCUCUCUCUCAAGCAACUCUUCAUAUAUACUUUCACACACUAUCUCUAUACUUCAACAUUCACAUGUUCAACAGAAAUUAAUCAUGGCAUUAGUUAUGAUAAAACCUCAAAAAAAUGAUCAUCAAGAUGCAAAUAUUAUCAAACUUGAAUCAGCUUAUUCUGAUUUAGAAUCACUUCUUAAAUCAACAAAACAAAUGGAACAAAACAUUGAAACAAUGGAAACAAGGUUUGAUCUUUUACAAGGAUCACUUACAACAGCUACAAGAAGAAUACACCCUUUACAAUCUUUAUCUAUGUCAAGAAAAGCACUUGAUACAAGAAUCAAUAGAGCUAUUUCCCCUGCUUUAGCUCUUCUCGAAACAUUCAAACUCGCCGAAUCUCUUCAAAAUAGUCUCCUUAACCUCUCUUCGAAACUUUCAUCCGAAAAAAUGCACCAGAAGAGGCUUGAGAAGCUUUUAGAUUACAUGGAUUGUGUUGAUCAGUUGAAUGAAGCUAUUAACUCUAUAUGUCAAGUUGUUGAGCCAGUGAUUAUGAGGCUUCAAGAAGUUGUUGAGUUUAUAAGUAGAACAAAAGCUGCUGAUCAAUAUAGAACACAAAGGUUAAGAGAAGCACUUAUAACUCUUAAAGCACUUUAUGAAACUGAGGUUGAUGAAAUGAGAUUUGAAGGGUUGUUGGAUCAGGCUUUGCUUAAUAUGCAAGAUGAAUUUGAGGCUCUUUUGAUUAAAUUGAAGCAUAGGAAGUUAGGUGAUUUGUCACAUAGGCAAAAUGAUGGUGAUGAAAGUGAUGAUCAUUUGGAUGUUAGCUUUGAAUUAGGAUCUGAGUUGGAAAUUGAAGUCUUGAGAAGAAUUUCAAAUAUUCUUGCUGCUAAUGAUUGCUUGGAUAUAUGCAUUGACAUCUAUGUUAAGGUAAGAUACAAAAGGGCUGCAAAAGCAUUAAUGAAGUUAAACCCUGAUUACCUAAGAACAUACACACCAGAAGGAAUCGAUGAAAUGGAGUGGGAAAACUUAGAAACAUCGAUAACCCUAUGGACACAACACUUUGAAGUUGCAACAAAGAAGGUUCUUUUAUCAGAAAAGAAACUCUGCGAAAGCGUUCUAGGCGACAUCAUAGACGGAAUAAUCCAUCCAGAAUGCUUCGUGAAAAUAUCGGACAAGAUCAUGGCCGUGUUCUUUAGAUUCGGAGAAGGUGUGGCCAGAAGCAACAAAGAGCCACAAAAACUCUUCAAACUAUUAGACAUGUUUGAGUCAUUGGAGAAACUCAAACCUCAUGUACUUGAUAUCUUUGAUGGUGAAUCCGGAGAGGAUAUCUGCGUGCGGUUUCGUGAACUUGAGAAGCUAAUCAUUGAUGCAUCAAGCAAAGUUUUUUGGGAAUUCGGGUUGCAAAUCGAAGGAAAUGUCGAUGGUUUUCUUCCGCCUCCACAAGAUGGUUCAGUACCGAAAAUAGUAAGGUAUGCUGUUAACUAUCUUAAGUACUUAUCCACUGAGAAUUACAGAAAAACAAUGGCUAAGGUUCUAAGAACAGAACAAACAUGGAAAACCGAGUUGAUGUUAUCGUCAAAAGACGAAACAGACGAGGAUUUAUUGAACCAUGCCAUUUGUAAUGUAAUGGAGGCACUUCAAAGAAACAUCGAAUCCAAACGUUUGAGUUGUAAGGACAGGAUUUUGGUUAAUAUCUUCAUGAUGAACACAUAUUGGUAUAUGUAUAUGAGAACAAAGAACACAGAACUUGGUGAUUUGUUAGGUGAGAAAUACAUCAAAGAAAAUUACAAAGCAGUUGCAGAAGAAUCAGCUUACUUGUAUCAGAAGCAAGCUUGGUUAGUUUUGGUGAAAAUUUUGGAACAUGAUAUUGACAUAAUGGAACAAAAACAAGGGAAAGAAAAAAGCAUUGGAAGGUUAGUGAAUGAAAAAUUUGAGACAUUUUUUAAGUGUUUGAGUGAAGUGUGUGAGAGGCAUAGGAGUUUUUAUAGUAUACCUGAUGUUGAUUUGAAGGAACAAAUGAGGGAUUCAACAGUGAAACUUGUUGUGCCAAUUUAUGCUGAGUUUUUGGAGUCUUAUUCAGGAUUGUUGCAAAGGAAAGUUUAUCCUAGUCCUCAAAGGUUACAAGGGUUGAUUGGAAAAGCUUUUGGUUCUAAUCAUGAUUGGAAUUUGAAUGGUGGAAGAAAUUCUGGUUCUUUGGAAACUGAUGUUAGAAAGUCUAGAUGAGAUUAUGGAUUCAUAUAGUUUCAACUUUUGCAGUUAUUUUUAUGUCUAUUCUUGUAUGUACUAUGUACUUACUAUUGUGUUUUCUAUUAGAGUAAAAUGUACCUAAGUUGAUACAAUUGAUAAAAUUUGAAGCUCACACAAAAUAUAUGGUUAAGAUAUAAAAAGAUUUGUGCAUCAUUUAAUUA